Paramisgurnus dabryanus is the source of this 1176-nucleotide messenger RNA. Its product is annotated as macrophage mannose receptor 1-like. NCBI's taxonomy places the organism in Eukaryota, Metazoa, Chordata, Actinopteri, Cypriniformes, Cobitidae. The record is from RefSeq and is a predicted model, not a curated record.
AUGCAAAACUACACUGACUUGGUCACAGUUUAUGAUGAAGAAGACAAUACAGAGCUGUAUACAUUGAUCAGAAACAGUAAUAUAAGUCCUCGAAGUGCCUUGAUUGGUGCCCACACAGUUAAGACAAAUUACACCAGCAAAUGGUCAAAUGGUGAUGACGUUACAUUCAUUCAGUUAAAUGGGACUUGUGGUGGAAUAUGCGGAGCUGCGUUCAGUGCUAAUGGAUCAUGGGAACUUCUUCCAUACAGUACCAAAAUAUACUUCAUUUGUUAUGUAGAAGGUGUUGGCCAGGCAUCAGACAAAUACAUCUUAAUCCUUCAAAACAAAAACUGGACUGAAGCUCAACUGUACUGCAGAAAGAAUCACAAUGAUUUAGUCAGUAUCAGAAAUGAGAGAGAAAAUGAGAGCGUAAAGAGCAUUAUAAAAGACAGUGAAUUUAAUUUCUGGAUUGGCCUCCUGUAUGAUAACAUUGAAUGGCCUGAUGGUGCACAAUCUUCCUACAGAAAUUAUUCAAGAACACCUGAUCAGGAAAAGCAGACAUUAAUUACUAUAAAUAAUUCAAACAAAACAUGGAUACAAGGGUCAAUAUCCGGUUCCUACAAUGCUCUGUGCUACAAAAGCUUCAUUCAUGUGAGCUCUGAUGAAAUGUCUUGGGAAGAUGCACAGAAUUACUGCAAUAGCAAUGCUUCUGGACUACUGCGAAUCGAGUCACAGAAUGAUCAGAUAGAAACGGAGCGAGAAUUACAAAGACAGAAGAUUCCUGGUCCAGUGUGGAUUGGACUAAGAUAUAAAUUCACUUCUGGCCUUUGGAUUUGGGCCAAUGGGAGUUUUGUGGAAUCCUGGACCAACUGGAAAGGAGGAUUUCAACCAGAACAUCAGAUGUCUCAGUAUUGUGGUGCCAUUGAGAAGGUGAAUGGUGUGUUCAAGUUGUCUGAUAAAGACUGCGGAUCUAAAUUUAGAGUUGUAUGUGAAAAGAUGUAAUUCGCAAACAUUUCCAAACGCUGUUAUUUAGAUUCGCCAGAAUGCGUAUUCUGAAUAUCUUGUGAUGCCUGACAUUAGCACUAUCUUUUCCUGGACAAAUGGGUUACCUCAGUAGUUAAGAAGUGUGUUUCAUGUAUCCAUGUGUUCCAAUCAAAUAAGUUGCAUGUAAUUUUAUUAAUAUAACAAUUUCUUAUU